AUGUCCUCCUUGACCACGUCCAUUCCCACCGGCUCCUGGAUCCUGGUAACUGGAGCCAGCGGCUUUCUCGCAUCCCACGUCUGCCUUGAAUUCCUCCAGCGCGGUUUCAGAGUCCGCGGUGCCGUUCGCGAUCCAAAUCAAUCUUCAUGGCUCUUGGACAGCGCUCGCCUCAAGCCAUACGCCGACCUCGGCACCAUCGAGCUCGUCUCCGUGCCCCAUCUCGGCGCGGACGGAGCCUACGACGAGGCAAUCAAAGGCGCUGCGGCCAUCAUCCACAUUGCCUACGUGACAAACAUCGUCCCUGAUCCCAACGAGGUCAUUACCCCCAUGGUAGCCGGCGUCCGCUCGAUUCUCACUGCCGCCAGCCGCGAGCCCUCGGUUCGCGAGGUCGUGUUUACUAGCAGCGCCCUUGCUGCCUCGCCGCUUGCGAGUGGUGUUGAUAACGGUGUCGUCGGGCGAGACUCUUGGAAUGAUGCUGUUCUCGAGGCUGCAUGGGCCGCACCGCCGCCGUAUGGCAUGGCCCAUGCCAUGGCCAACUACCCUGCGAGCAAGGUGGCCGCCGAGAAGGAAGUCUGGAGGUUUGUGGAGAGCAAUAAGGGCCUCCUCCACUUCAAUGUCAACGUCGUGUCUCCCGCGGGGAUUACUGGAGAACCCCUCCACAAGAAACAUAUUGAAGGGCCGGCCAAUUGGGUGGUCCACGCCUACCGGGGCAACAAGGCGGUCAUGGAUACUUUGCCAGCCACCUUCUACGCGGAUGUGAAAGACGUGGCGUUGCUCCAUGUGGCAGCCGCUCUGGAUCCAGAGGUCAAGAACGCGCGACUCCAGGCUUGGGGGCAUAGUGCGAAUUGGAAUGAGAUACUCGCUAUACUGCGCAAGCUUCACCCGCAGAAGAAGUUCGUGGAUGACUACCCAGAUCCGCACCAUCUGAGGGUCUCAAUCGAUCAAACGGAAUCUGUUGCGCUUCUCAACAAGUGGCGCCAUAGGCCCGGUAAGGGUGGAUGGACAUCUUUGGAGGACAGCAUCUUUGAAAACAUCAUGAAUCCUUACCUUGAAAUGGAGUAG
Molecule: messenger RNA, 1062 nt
Organism: Aspergillus calidoustus
Lineage: Eukaryota; Fungi; Ascomycota; Eurotiomycetes; Eurotiales; Aspergillaceae
Source: the annotation of a GenBank genome assembly